This is a messenger RNA of Plodia interpunctella (Indianmeal moth), 711 nucleotides long. Its product is annotated as lysozyme c-1-like. Bases 40 to 582 code for a protein of 180 amino acids. The record is from RefSeq and is a predicted model, not a curated record. The transcript is spliced from 5 exons. NCBI's taxonomy places the organism in Eukaryota, Metazoa, Arthropoda, Insecta, Lepidoptera, Pyralidae. Gene Ontology annotation, molecular function: lysozyme activity.
AUAACAUUCGUCGUUUAUCAUUAAACUGUGAAGGUCAUUAUGAAACUGCGUCUGCUGUUAGUUCUGCUUGUGAGUUUACAAUGUCAAAGUAGAGUGUUUACACGGUGCAAGUUAGCAGUGGAGUUGAUUAACACAAAGAUAAUUUCGAAGACUUUUCUUGGAACCUGGGUCUGCCUGAUAGAGAAAGUUAGUAAAAGGGACACAAGCUUGUUUAUUGAAACGCCGAGCCAAAGGAAGUUUUAUGGAUUGUAUCAGAUCCCUCAGAAAUGGUGUAAAGAAAAGAAACGGGGUGGAGAGUGUAACGUAGCAUGCGAAUCGUUACUCGAUGAUGACAUAAUAGACGACACCCAAUGCGCUUCGUUGAUCGCUGAACGAGAGGGGUUCAAGUACUGGCCCCAGUGGAACACCAGAUGCAAAAAUGAUGAUUUUAUCACCCAGGAGAUUUAUAAGUGUCCAGAUCUAAAAAUAGGCCGAUCGAGUCCCGAAAGAGUCCAAGAAGUGACAUACACGCAUUGGAUCCAGAAGUUUACGAAUCGCAACGAUUUUCGAUCUUAUUAUUACGGGCCAUGGAAUCUAAUGUGAUUAUGUCAAUUGUUUGAAUACGGUUGAAUUUUAAUAAGAUUUUGAACAUUAAUUUGUUACACGUUACAAAUUUUAAAAUAUCGCAAAAUGCCUAAUAUAUAUUUUCAAUAAUAAAUCUAUGACAUGUGA